Molecule: messenger RNA, 1508 nt
Organism: Olea europaea var. sylvestris
Lineage: Eukaryota; Viridiplantae; Streptophyta; Magnoliopsida; Lamiales; Oleaceae
Product: probable galacturonosyltransferase-like 1
Exons: 2
Coding region: 64-1107 (347 amino acids)
Cellular component (GO): Golgi apparatus
Molecular function (GO): glycosyltransferase activity
Source: RefSeq, a predicted model, not a curated record
AUAAUAGAGAUCACUCGGUGCAGAGAGUAGGGAGGUAAAAAAUUUGAGCUUCCAAUCAGAAUUAUGACUGGAGUAGUGGGAUUUUUAAAAUGUCUCUUUUCAAUUGUCUUAAUCUUAUCAAUUAGAGAAGCCAAUGCCGGAAACUUCCAUUUCAGGGAGGCGCCAAAGUUCUACAACUCUCCUAAGUGUCCCUAUGUUCACUAUAACCCCACUCCCGCCGCCAAGAUUUGCUCGGACAAUGCAGUACAUGUAGCAAUGACCCUAGACGCAUCUUACAUCCGGGGAUCCAUGGCUGCCAUUCUUUCAGUCCUUCAACACUCGUCUUGCCCGGAAAAUAUGAUCUUCCACUUUGUGGCAUCGGCCGCCGCCGACUCCUUACAUCUCAACCUCACAAUUGCAAACUCAUUUCCCUACCUUCAGUUCAAUAUCUAUCCUUUCGAUGAUUCGCCGGUGGCGGGAUUGAUAUCUACUUCGAUUCGCGCUGCACUAGAUUGUCCACUCAACUAUGCGCGUAACUAUCUCGCUGAUCUGCUCCCGAAAUGCGUUCAGAAGGUCGUUUACCUAGAUUCCGACCUCGUACUCGUCGAUGAUAUAGCUAAACUCGCUGCAACUCCUCUAGGCAAUGAAGCAGUUUUAGCAGCACCGGAAUACUGCAACGCAAAUUUCACCUCCUAUUUCACGCCGACAUUCUGGUCCAAUCCUUCUCUUUCCUUAACCUUCGCGAAUCGAAAACCUUGUUACUUCAACACUGGAGUUAUGGUCGUUGAUCUUGAGAGAUGGAGAGCUGGAGAUUAUACAACAAAAAUUGUGGAAUGGAUGGAGCUUCAGAAGAGAAUGAGGAUUUAUGAACUUGGUUCUUUGCCACCUUUCUUGCUUGUUUUCGCAGGAAAGAUAGCUCCGGUGGAUCACCGGUGGAAUCAACAUGGCCUCGGCGGUGAUAAUUUCAGGGGACUGUGCCGGGAUUUGCAUCCGGGGCCGGUAAGCCUCUUGCAUUGGAGUGGAAAGGGUAAACCGUGGGUUCGACUCGAUGCUAACCGACCUUGCCCUUUGGAUGCUUUGUGGGCACCUUAUGAUCUGUUACAAACGCCAUAUAUUAUUGAUUCUUGAGAUUUUUGUAAUUAGAAAGCACAAGAGAGAUGAGAGAUCUGAGGCUGGAGAUCCUACUCUAUUGUGUAAAAAUCUAUACACAAUAUGACUUUUCUUCCACGGAGAAUGUAAAAAACAUGAAGUUCAUGGGAGAGAAGUCAUGCAUUUUCAAGUAUCCGGGUGACAUCAGAGAUGAUCGUCAUGUGAGUUAAAAGUUCUGUAUAUUAUAUUUAGCUAUAAACAGUCUAAGCAUCGAUGUUUAGUUUAUGCUAAGCAUCGAGUGAUGUUACAGUGUGUCACGUCACUAGUUGCUUAACAUAAGCUGAGUGUUUAGGAAAUCAAUUUCGUAGCUAUAGAUAUCUACUUAUGUACCUCAAAUAUAGUUAAGUUGAAAUCCAAUGUUAAAGAAUCACCAUUAUUGA